AUGAUCUAUCUCUGUAGGCCAACCGAGAAGAAGUACAACCUAGCUGUUACUGUCGCCAUGGGGAAGUUCAUGGAUGCAGUCGUGGUUGAGGAUGAAAACACUGGGAAAGAGUGCAUCAAGUUUCUGCAAGCGAUUCAAAUGGCAGAAAAAACAGAGAAAUCUCCACUUAAGAACUUGUUCUCUGAUGUCUACGAUAUUCCACCAGCAAAUCUUCGCGAGCAAGAGAAAGAGAUUGUUUCGGCGAAGAAUGAACCUCAACGCCAUUUCAGAGGCGUGAGGAAGAGGCCGUGGGGUCGAUUUGCUGCGGAGAUUCGCGAUCCAUGGAAGAAGACGCGGCGUUGGCUUGGCACUUUUGACACUGCGGAGGAGGCGGCACUUGCUUAUGACGAGGCAGCUCGAUCUCUCCGUGGGCCAAAGGCAAGGACAAACUUCGUUCAGAACGAUCAUUUUGCUCCCGUGCCAUUUUCGCAAACUGCGGUGGUUGGUGCAGCUGGUUUUGAGAUGUGGUGCUCGCCGGUUUGUUUUGCUGGUGAGGUGGCAAGAAUGGCGGUGCCAGCUGCUGCGAUGAGGUCAGAGUAUAUGGGGUACAAGAUGGAGAAUGUGAAUGAAAACGUGGGUUUGGUUUUAAAUGAAGAGAAGUUGAGUGGAAGGAAAAGGCCGUUUUUGUUUGAUUUGAACUUGCCGGCACCGCUCUUUUGA
Messenger RNA from Dovyalis caffra, 699 nucleotides. Lineage: Eukaryota; Viridiplantae; Streptophyta; Magnoliopsida; Malpighiales; Salicaceae. The record is from the annotation of a GenBank genome assembly.